Molecule: messenger RNA, 1771 nt
Organism: Brassica oleracea var. oleracea
Lineage: Eukaryota; Viridiplantae; Streptophyta; Magnoliopsida; Brassicales; Brassicaceae
Product: E3 ubiquitin-protein ligase At1g12760
Exons: 4
Coding region: 204-1487 (427 amino acids)
Source: RefSeq, a predicted model, not a curated record
GUAUUCGUCGAAAGAGAUUUUCUGUUAAUUUCUCUAAAUCAUCUUUCUUCAUCAUCAUCAUCAUCAUCGUCUCCUCUCUCUCUCUCUCUCUCUUUCCAGCUCGAUCGAAACCCUAGCAAUCCCAAUUUCGAUUCCUCAGAUCGAAAUUUCAUCGAUUUAGUGUUUUUUUUUUGUUGGGAAAGAAGCUAAGAGAGAAAAAAAAAAUGUCAACGGAGAAUAAUACCUCAUCGCUGCCACCACCACUGUCAUCAGACGCCAUCGAUCCAGCGCCUCUGCUUCUGAGCGGCGACGAGAACGAGGGAAGCAGCAGCAACGGAGGAGAACAACGGAGAUCCUCCGUGAGGAGACCGGGGCUGAGGGAAGCCGCGAGGCUGCUGAGCCGCGCGAGCAGCGGCGGAGGGCGCGCGAUGCGGGAGCCGUCUAUGGUGGUGAGGGAGGCGGCGGCGGAGCAGCUCGAGGAGAGGCAGAGCGAUUGGGCCUACUCGAAGCCCAUCGUGGUGCUGGACAUCGUGUGGAACCUGGCGUUUGUCUCGGUGGCUGGGGCUAUUCUGGUGAUGGCGAGGAACGAGCAUCCCAUCAUGCCGCUUAGGGUUUGGCUCUUGGGGUAUGCGUUGCAGUGUGUGUUGCAUAUGGUUUGUGUGUUGGUUGAGUAUCGGAGGAGGAACAGGGUGAGGAAUAAUAGGACUCCGAGAUCACCUUCUUCCUCUUCCUCUUCCUCUUCCUCCAUGGAGGAAGAUGCUUUGGGUUCGAGGAGGAAUUCACAUGAGGAGGUCUUGUCUCUCGGGCAGAUUGAGAACGAACGCAGCAGUGUUGCAAAGCAUCUAGAGUCUGCCAACACAAUGUUCUCAUUCAUUUGGUGGAUCAUUGGGUUCUACUGGGUAUCUGCUGGUGGCCAAGAGCUGGCGCAAGAAUCUCCGCGGAUCUACUGGCUGUCUAUCGUCUUUCUUGGUUUCGAUGUGUUCUUCGUUGUCUUCUGCGUUGCGUUGGCCUGCGUUAUUGGCAUUGCUGUUUGCUGUUGCCUGCCAUGCAUCAUUGCAGUUUUAUACGCUGUUGCGGAUCAGGUACUUCUCAUUGCCAAUUCAUCUUAUAUCCUAGCAAGUCCGCUGCGUUUUGCUCUUUGUUUUAACGAUGAGAAACAGGAAGGGGCUUCUAAAGAAGACAUUGAGCAGCUCACCAAAUUCAAGUUUCGAAAAGUUGGUGGCGAUGUCAACAAACACGGUGGUGAUGAUGAAGCCCAAGGAAACACCGAGGGAAUAAUGACCGAGUGUGGUACAGAUUCACCUGUUGAACACACUCUUCUGCAGGAGGAUGCAGAAUGUUGCAUCUGUCUCUGUGCAUAUGAAGACGGAAGCGAACUAAGGGAGCUUCCUUGUGGCCACCAUUUCCACUGCGCAUGCGUAGACAAAUGGCUAUACAUUAACGCGACUUGCCCGCUCUGCAAAUACGACAUCCUAAAGAGUAGCAACUUGGAUGGUGAAGAAGUCUAGAACGAAACAGCUUUAGCUUAUUCAUGACCCCCACACAACAUUUGAUGAGGAAACUUUGGGGUCCAAAGGAAAAACACGACUGGUGUUUUUUUAUAUAUGAUGCAUUGUUUGUGAUAUGAUAUCUAUAUAAAUGAUUGAUUAUACUUUUGUUUUUAUUUUUUUUGUAUUGGAAAAGAAUCAGGUCUGUACAUGUAUAUCUCUAUCUAUUUUCACUUGCAACCACUUUCUUGUAUUAACAUUCUGUGUCGACCUCGAAUUGUAAGAGAUUUUCAUGAUCAUAGAUC